Messenger RNA from Penicillium manginii, 363 nucleotides. RefSeq lists its product as uncharacterized. Gene Ontology annotation, cellular component: membrane. The transcript has a single exon. The record is from RefSeq and is a predicted model, not a curated record. The coding region runs from base 1 to 363 and encodes 120 amino acids. NCBI's taxonomy places the organism in Eukaryota, Fungi, Ascomycota, Eurotiomycetes, Eurotiales, Aspergillaceae.
AUGUGGUCAUUUUGUCCAUCUGUUGCCGCUGCAUACGUUUUUACCGUCCUCCUCGGCUUGACGACUCUCUUCCAUAUCGCACAGGCAAUUCUGCAUCGCAAAGUAUACUGCUGGGUUAUCGCCAUGUCCGGAGCGGUGCAAACAUUGACCUAUAUCUUCCGUGUACUGAGUAUUCUCAAUCCGGCCAGUUAUGGCUACUAUGCUGCAUGGUUUAUCUUGAUUCUCAUCGCACCGCUAUGGACCAACGCAUUUGUCUAUAUGGUCAUGGGUCGAAUGGUCUGGAACUUCAGCGAUGAUGCGCGUGUCUUGCGCGUACGACCAUGGCACUUUGGUCUUUCUUUCGUUAUCCUUGAUAUAAUGUGA